AGAUCCUAUACCACCCUUAGCCUCGUCGUUCGUAUUCAUACGGAGCUGAAAAGAGACUCUAUUAUAGAAGAGGAGGGAGGAACUGAGAUAUAUAAAAGGGGCCGUUCCUCCUGCAAGUCUGAUCUUCAUUCUCCGCAACAACCCUCUUAUCAACCACAUUCUACCUAUCCCAUAAGAACAUCGUUAAACCAAAUCAUGAGUCGAGAACAGAUCAUCCCAAGCAAGGAACCCCGCACAGACGCCCUUGCCUUUGUAACCAGCAACGGUCGACAUACCCUCAAAGUAGACAAGUUUCUUGAGGCCAGCCGACCCGGCGGUGGUAACCCGCAAAACUCCUACGUGACGCACUAUCCCACGCCCAGUGGCGAUGUCAAAUACGCUCCCGCCUUCAAGGGCAUCACAGGCCACGUCAUCGAGACCGGCCAAUCAUUCACCAUCCGCGACGACUACGACUUCGCGAAUCCCUCUUCCAAAGGGAAGGGGUAUCAUGUGAAUGCGCAGCUGGGCAAGGUGACGAAGGCGUUUACCGGACAGAAUACCGAGAUGGAUUAUUAUCAUCGCAUUCAUAUGACGGGCGAGAGGGUUUAUUUUGAUGGGGUGCAGGAGGCUGCGAGUUGGUAUACGCAGGGUUAUUCGCGCUGAUUCGUUUCUAUAGAGAUGGGAAUUAGUUGUAUGUAUUCGACUACAAGGCUGCGUUUGAUGGGUUUUGAGCGUCAGGCCGCGCAUAUUCAGGAUUUUCGCCUUUUGCAAUAAACAGGAAGAGAAACAGGAAGAAAGGACAGAAUGUACAGGCAGAGAAGGCCGGUAUAGGGGAGAUGGGGACCUCUUUUUCUUCUAUCUUAUGUUGGUCUUUAUCAUGUCUAAUUAACAUCUUGAUGAAUAAUUAUGAUGCUGUUCCUAUUGGCG
This is a messenger RNA of Aspergillus melleus, 906 nucleotides long. RefSeq lists its product as uncharacterized. The transcript has 2 exons. The coding region runs from base 196 to 642 and encodes 148 amino acids. NCBI's taxonomy places the organism in Eukaryota, Fungi, Ascomycota, Eurotiomycetes, Eurotiales, Aspergillaceae. The record is from RefSeq and is a predicted model, not a curated record.